UUCAUUCGGAUGGACGUUUUGCUGCAAAACGGUUAAACCGUGUGACCUCAUGGCAACUACAGUAACUGAAGAUCUGCGUCGCCAGACAGGAAGCAGCUUUGAAGUCCUGCCAGAAAACAUGUCUGAGCUGAGGGUUGUUCUGCUGGGGAGCAGCUGGACUGAGAAAAGUGAAGUGGGAAAUCUGUUACUGGGAAAUACUGUGUUCACCAGUAAAACUAAAUCGUGUGUGAGAAUUAGUGGUACACUGGAGGGCAAAAAAAUUGCUGUCAUCAACACCCCCUACCUGCCUCCUCUCGACACCUCCCACCAUGAUCUGACAGAGUUUAUAAAAGACUUUGCAAAAUGGUCUGAUCCUGGACCUCAUGUGUUCCUGCUGCUUGUACAGCCUGAAAACUUUACAGAAGAACACAAACUGAGACUCUGCAGAGUCCUUCAAGGCUACAAUGAUCAAUCAUUUGAUCAUUCACUGAUACUGAUCUCAGCACCCAGAGAGGAGAGCUCCGGUUCUGUGGAAGACUUCAUGAAAAGUCCAGCAUUAAAUGAAAUGAUCAAAAAAUGUAAAUGCAGAUACUUGAAGAGGAUCAAUGUUGAACUUCCAGAGCUGUUAACACAUUUGGGGGAAAUUACAAAGGACAACAAUGGAGAGCAUGUCAGCUAUGAAGCUUUUGAGGACACAGAACAGGAUUUAUCAAAAGAUCAACAACCCCCCCCAACAAAGGAGACGAAGACUCCAAUCAUUGAUGCUUUAAAGCUGCAGGAUUGCCCAAUAAAUUAAUCACUCCUCAAGUUUCUGGAAAAACACCUUUGACCAACAUGUCUGCGUUCAGGAUUGUGCUGCUGGGCAAAAGUGAAGAUAAGAAGACAAAACUUGGUAACUUAUCAUUGGGUACCAAGGAUUUCACUGCCAAAGACAAUCACCCAUCAUGCACUCCGUGGCCUCCUGUGGAGAGUGGAGAGGAAAACUACUGACAGUGGUGAAAACUCCAGACUUGUUCAGUCUGUCUGAGGAGGACAUGAGAAGAGAAGUGAAGAGCUGUGUGAGUCUCUGUCAUCCUGGACCAAAUGUUCUGCUGCUGUUGGUGAAACCUUCUAAAUUCACUGAGGAGAACAGAACAACUCUGAAGUUCAUCCUGAGUCUGUUUGGUCACAAUGCCUUUAAACACUCGAUGGUCGUCAUCACACAUGAGAAUGAAAUGAGUUUCUCUGUGAAUGAAGUCCUCAGAGAAUGUGGAGGAAGGCACUACAACAUGUUUGACAUAACUAUGGAUCAUUAAUGCAGAAGAUUCAGGAAAUGACAAAUCAAUACAAUCACCUGAUCAAACCAUCUUUAAACCUGGUUCUGUGUGGGAGGAGAGGAGCAGGGAAGACGUCAGCAGCCAAGGCCAUUUUAGGUCAGACUGAGCUUCAUUCAGCCUCCAACUCAUCAGAGUGUGUUAAACAUCAGGGAGAGGUGUGUGGACGUUGGGUUUCCCUGGUGGAGCUGCCUGCCUUGUAUGGAAAACCUCAGGAGGCAGUGAUGGAGGAAUCACUCAGGUGUAUCUCCCUCUGUGAUCCUGAGGGUGUCCAUGCCUUCAUCCUGGUCCUACCUGUGGCUCCCCUCACUGAUGAAGACAAGGGAGAGUUAGAGACCAUCCAGGACACAUUCAGCUCUCGAGUCAAUGACUUCACCAUGAUUCUGUUCACUGUGGACUCAGAUCCUACAGAUCCAGCUGUUG
This is a messenger RNA of Haplochromis burtoni (Burton's mouthbrooder), 1715 nucleotides long. Its product is annotated as GTPase IMAP family member 5-like. Bases 50 to 775 code for a protein of 241 amino acids. The transcript has 6 exons. Gene Ontology annotation, molecular function: GTP binding. NCBI's taxonomy places the organism in Eukaryota, Metazoa, Chordata, Actinopteri, Cichliformes, Cichlidae. The record is from RefSeq and is a predicted model, not a curated record.